AUGAAUUUAAGCAAAAAUAAAAAUAAUUCUGUUCCGGAAGAUAAUAAUAAUUAUGAUCCCUACACUUCAUUAUCUGAAUUAAAUUACAAUGUUAAUCAACUUUUUACAUAUCAAUCUUCUCAACAACUACCAAGAUCGAUUCAAGAACAAAAUGAAAUUAUUACGCCUCCUCAAGUUAAUGAUGAUCAUGAUGUCAUAUCUGGAGAAGAAACUAGUUGUAGACAUUGUCUAGUUGUGUGGAAUCGUGGAAGGCCACAAAUUCUUAAACGACAUUUGGCACGAGAAUGUGCAAAUGUUCCUCAACAAAUUAAAGAAAUAUGGCGUGAUAGUUUAGCAAUGGAGGAAAAAACUAUUAAAAGACGGAAUAAAAUUGAGUCUAGAUU
This is a messenger RNA of Dentiscutata erythropus, 383 nucleotides long. NCBI's taxonomy places the organism in Eukaryota, Fungi, Glomeromycota, Glomeromycetes, Diversisporales, Gigasporaceae. The record is from the annotation of a GenBank genome assembly.